Messenger RNA from Macrosiphum euphorbiae (potato aphid), 234 nucleotides. Lineage: Eukaryota; Metazoa; Arthropoda; Insecta; Hemiptera; Aphididae. The record is from the annotation of a GenBank genome assembly.
AUGGAUAGUUUCCCUCCAGCCAACUGUCGUUUGCAAAUACUAAUUGACGACCAGUGGCGUCAAGAAAACUUGUCAUUUGACGAAAUAGUGGUUCCCAUUAAAGAACUACCCGAUCCUGAGGCGGACGCCACCGAUGCUCAUUUGACACUUACCCAACAGGACACAAAGUGGACAGAUUUGGCUCUUACAAACAUACUUAGUGAUAAUCCAUUGCCUCCACCACCCAGAGUUUGA